Molecule: messenger RNA, 1617 nt
Organism: Ostertagia ostertagi
Lineage: Eukaryota; Metazoa; Nematoda; Chromadorea; Rhabditida; Trichostrongylidae
Source: the annotation of a GenBank genome assembly
AUGGUUCAACAUCUUCACGCGUUCCUCUACACCAUCGCUGUCAUACUGCAAUCGUCCGGGGUUGACGGUCGUCUUCGUUCGCUGUGCUUUAAAGCGUGGACAAUACAACUGACAGCCCAUGAGCAGGAGCUCCUUAUUCUCACUUGUAACAUCCUUGGCACCGUCGGCGGAGUGCUGUCAGAGCCGUCUAUCUCUGAGAACUGGAUAACCGAGUCUGCUGAUCCGUCUCAUAAUGUCCAGCAAGGCAGCGGAAAUGUUGACGUUAAGGAAAUGCGUGAUGUGACGAGUCAUGCCCGAAUAGAGGCCAGUUCACGGCAAGCGAUGGUCGUUUGUCUGACCGAUGGAAGUCCAGAGACUUUUUGGGAAAGCGGAGAUGAGGACAAAAGCCGAUCUCGCACGUUGAAUGUGACGUUCGACGGUUGCUCACCUAUACUUCUUUGUCUGUUCAUCGACAAUGCGCGGGAUGAGGCUUGUCGCACCUCGCAAAUCACCUUUCGCGCUGCAACAUCUGACGGGUCGCGACGUGAUCUUAUGCUGAAAAAUCUAGAUCAGAAUUUCUGCGGUUGGGUGAAAUGCUGUGUAGCCAAUGUGUCACAUGUGAACGUGUCUUUGAAAGGACCUCAUAACGCUUCCAGAGUGCGGCAGUUGCAACUGCUUGGUUUCUUCACGGACAGCCACGCGGAGGUCAUACGGCCAUCGGCUUCUCAUCAGCUUUUCUUCAACAACACUCAGCACGAUGCUUUUACUCUAUUCCAAGCAAUCUCUGCUCAGGCGUUUUCGGGUGAUAAUUGCGAGCAACAGGACGCACUUCGUGAGCGUGUUGUCGACCUGCUUUUCAGUCGUGUCACACUGCAACCGCUCCAGAAUUACGUCUGCACGCAAGUGGAGGCAGCAUUGGAAAGGGAAGUGGAGCGGUUGUGCAGUCAGGGAAAACGAAACUAUUCCUACGCUGUUGGUUUGCUGGCAAUGGCAAAUCGCAUGUGCGAAACUCGCGCGAUAGGGACUGGUGACUGCGACAUCUCCGCGAGACGCCAAGUGCUUCUAGCGGCUAGUCGACUGUUGGCAUUUGCUCCAGAAGCUGUACAAACGCAGUGCUUGUCGUCGUUGUGCAGUCUUCUCCCCACAACACAUCCAUCUACGGUUGACGUCUCCCGCCUCCUGAAGCAUCUGCUGGUGCCGGUGGCGAAAGCGGUGGUUCUUCAAGUCAGAGAUAAAGCGGCGCAUACGGUCACCACGGCAACUAUGAAUACCUGCCUAAUCAACGCACCUCAAAGCUGGCGUACUGAUCGGACUGUCUCGCCUGAAAUCGGCAAAAUGACGGCACAAUUCAUUAAUGACGUUUGCUCUGGCAAUUUCAACGAAGACUGGUCGGUGUGUAUGCGGCGAGAAUUGGCGACAGCGCUUUUGGGUGUCGUCCAACUGACGACGUCGCUUUCAAAAUCAACUUCUCGUGAAAGUAUGAACAAGGAGCCUAUUCUGGCUGUCUGUGGCAGCGCUGGCGCUCGUACGAGAGAUCGUUCUUGGUUGGCGCUGAGUGAAAAGUGGAAUGACUUUCGAACACCAAGUCAAGAACCAGUCACGCUCUGUGAGAAUCACGACGAUGGUACUACUCCAGCU